Molecule: messenger RNA, 1509 nt
Organism: Parnassius mnemosyne (clouded apollo)
Lineage: Eukaryota; Metazoa; Arthropoda; Insecta; Lepidoptera; Papilionidae
Source: the annotation of a GenBank genome assembly
AUGGCUUUAAUAACAAUUAUAAUUAUUAUAUUAGUUACAUUUUUUGCGAUAUAUUAUGUUCAAAUAAGAUAUACCCGUACUACACGUAUUUUGUCUUGUAUACCAGGGCCUCGAGGAUGGCCCGUUAUAGGAAAUUUUUUGACAAUUUUAAUUUCGCCAAAGGAUUUAUUCAUUUACUUAAGAAAACUGUACAAGAUUCAUGGAGGGAUUUACCAAAUACACGCCCCUAAUAUGCGAGCUGUUAAUAUAUUUGACCCCGCGGACGUAGAGGUAAUAUUAUCUUCGCAUCGUUUUAACGAUAAAGAUCUCCCUUAUAAAUUUAUGCAACCCUGGAUUGGUGACGGACUUCUAGUUAGUAAAGGCAAUAAAUGGCAUCAACGAAGGAAAAUGUUGACACGUGCAUUCCAUUUCAAUAUUUUGAAGAAAUACUCUCUUACGAUGAUUGAACAAGCAGAAGAGCUAUUGAUGAAAAUCCAGACUGAAGUUGGCGGCAACCAAACUGAUGUAGUACCCUUGAUUUCAAAAACUGCGCUUAACGUAGUGUGUGAAACAUCUAUGGGUACCUCAAUGAACGAAGACAAACAAUCUGUGUCAGAUAAAUAUUUUCAUGCUAUUCACACGAUCAGUCAAUUAUUAAUGCAACGAUUAGUAAGAGUUUAUUUAUACAUCGAUGCUAUAUUUGCUUGCUCUAAAAUUGGGAAAAUUCAAAAAAAGGUAGUUAAAGAUCUACAUGAAUUUACAAUGAAAAUAAUACAGGAGAGAAAAAGAUAUUUGACAAACAAUAAUGAUAUAACAAAUGCAGAUGGAGAUGAUGAAGUAAACGGUAAAAAAGGUAGAUUUUCAAUGCUAGAUUUACUUCUGGAAAAUGAAAAACAAGGAAUUAUAGAUGUUGAAGGCAUUAGGGAUGAAGUUGAUACCUUUAUGUUUGCGGGACAUGAUACAGUGGCAAUGGCGCUAUCUUUCAUGAUAAUGCGAAUUGCUAACGAGUCUGAAAUUCAGAAUUUUAUAUAUGAAGAAAUGCUGAGUAUAUUUGGUGAAUCUCAGAGACGUCCAAAUUUAGAGGAUCUCAGCAAAAUGAAAUAUUUAGAAUGCUGCAUCAAAGAAUCCCUAAGACUUUACCCCAGUGCUCCAAUCAUAUCUAGACAUAUUACAGAGGAAGUUGAGCUAAGUGGAUACAAAAUCCCUUCAGAUACCUUAUGUAACAUCCAUGUAUAUGACAUCCAUCACAAUGAAAAGCUGUAUCCCAAUCCUGAAAAGUUUAUUCCCGAGCGAUUUCUUUCUGAAAACAAUACGUUGAGGCACCCUUAUGCAUAUCUUCCCUUCAGUGCAGGACCAAGAAAUUGUAUAGGUCAUAAGUUUGCUAUGAUGGAAAUGAAGAUAAUUAUGUCAAGUUUACUAAGAAGAUUUCGUCUGGAGCCAGUAACAAAACCCGACGACAUCACCUUUACAUGCGAGCUCGUUCUACGAGCUACUCAUGCUUUAUUUGUCCGAUUUUUGGAAAGAAAAUAA